This is a messenger RNA of Gregarina niphandrodes, 1506 nucleotides long. RefSeq lists its product as hypothetical. Bases 1 to 1506 code for a protein of 501 amino acids. The record is from RefSeq and is a predicted model, not a curated record. The transcript is spliced from 3 exons. NCBI's taxonomy places the organism in Eukaryota, Apicomplexa, Conoidasida, Eugregarinorida, Gregarinidae.
AUGGAUGAGUGUGAUGAUCCCAGAUUAGAAUGUGUAUGCUUAUUGACUUUGCUUCUUUCAUUCCCCUUUAGUGAACCUGCUGGUACACCACAAGACGUCUUCCAGGUUUACACUGAGACACUCGAAAGGCGAGUAACUGAUGAUUUGACAACAAUAUAUUGUAACUACAAUGACCUAACCGAGUGUAUAAGUCGUUUGACAGUCAAGUACCAAGCUGUACAGUUCGGCCCCGGUGGCCGGGUAGUGUUAAGCAGCGACUAUCGGAAAGGUUUGUAUUCGUUGUUACAAGUGACCGUAGCGUUGAUGGGAAGACUUGCCUUCAGUCUCUUCCCCUCAGACGCGGCACUGGAUGACGCCUUCAACCGUAUCAAGAACUACUGGCCACCCAGUACGCCGCAUGACCAUGGUGUUAAUCUGGAAAAGUGUCGGCAUGUGUGGGUAACGAAUGUAAGCGAGCCGUACACACGGAACUUGAAGCUACGCAAACUAAACGAGGAGAUGAAGGGCUUCGUCAAACUCUCUUGGACUAUCGCACACGACCUCUACGCCCAAGACCGCCGGGGCAAUGCCGGUGACGCUACCAUCGACGGCACCGGAAUACCUGCCGCCAUUCACUGGGACUGCGAACCUACCGACGGACCGGAGGCACUCACCACCGAACAAGCUGUGAAAAUUAAAGAAGACAUAAUUAAGCUGUCACAGAUGCAGGAGCAGAUAAGCGCAUAUGUGCAUCAGUCUAGCGGUGUCUUGGACCGCAUUGAGUGUGGGGCUGGCACGGCUCUGGGUCAGACGGAGCAGUCAGUUGCUGCCUUGGCCACGGCGUCUGCCGGCAAGUCCUUUAAGUGGCCCUUCACUGGAGCGGCCGUGGGAGCCGCGGUUGGCUCUGUGCUUGGCAUCGUUGGCGGUCCGGCAGGGAUAAUGCUCGGAGCGUCGGCUGGUGGGGCCUUGGGAGGCAGUGCUGGAAAGGCCUUGAAGGAUCGCCACCGAGAAAUGAUAAGCGGCAUCCAAAGCACCGUAGCUAUUGGGAGUACGCUCAGGGAUGAUGUUCCCACGGAGGGAGUGCCCAUGGCGGGUGCACCCAUGGGGAGCGCGUCUCCGGGGGGCGUGGCUGUUCAAGUUGGAAGUGUUCAGGACAUGCCGUUUGGAAGCAUUCGGGAUGUGACCGUUGGGGGCAGGCCAGUUCGGGACCUGGAGCAAGGGGGAGCGCCAAGUCCUCGCAAGCCUGAUGCGCAGUGCUCCCCCGUCGUGUGCGGCGGCGCAGAUGGCUCUCCGGCUUGGGGUUUGUCGGGCAUAGGUGGCUCUCCCUGUUUCGAGCACUCCCCGAUUCAACGCCGGCCUCCGCGGGGGGCCGAGUCGCCCAUGCGUGGCGCAGGGUUGGCCGAACUGCGCAUAGGCGGCCUUUCGCCGGCCCGGGAGCCUGAGAAGAAGACUUAUAGAAACGUACUGUUUUCAUGUGGAAGCAUUCCCGUACAAUCUCUAACUCACGCACGGAAUCUUCCGAGGUGA